GCUGCUGUCAAUCAUCACACACACACACACACACACACACACAUACGCACACGCACACACAGAGACCAAUGAGGGGAAGUGAAGUGCUCGGGUGAAUCUGCUCUUAUAAGGACCUUCCUUUGGCUUUCAGACGCACAAAUGGAGCAGAAUGAAGACAGCGAGGUGGUCACAGCAGAUGCUGAACUGGCAGCAGCGAUUAUGAAGCGACACUUUCGUCCGUCGCUGAUCAAAACUGAAGCAUGGGAAGGAUACGAGUUUGCAGACAUGGAGAUCAAAAUCACAGAGUCGACUGACUGUUACGGGGCCGUUCUGUGGCCCUCGGCCAUGGUGUUGUGUCAUUUUCUUGAUACUCACCGGGACGAAUACAACCUGAUGGACAAGAACAUCAUCGAGCUGGGCGCCGGAACAGGCCUCGUUACCAUAGUAACCAGCCUCCUGGGUGCAAAGGUGACGUCCACAGACCUCCCGGAUAUCUUGGGGAACCUGAGACACAACGUGAACCGCAACACCAGAGGGCGCUGCAGGCACGCGCCCCACGUGACCGAGCUCAGCUGGGGGAAACAGCUGGAGGAGCGAUUCCCGCGCGCCACCUGUCGCUACGACUACAUCAUGGCCGCAGAUGUGGUGUACGCACAUCCAUACCUCCAGGAGCUCAUGGAGACCUUCAUGCACCUGAGCUCAGAUGACACCGUCAUCCUGUGGGCCAUGAGGUUCCGUCUGGCCCCGGAAAACAGCUUCGUAGAGACGUUUGAGAAACACUUUCAUCUGGAGGAACUUUACGACCUGCCCAGUCUGCGAAUAAAGCUGUACCGCGCGCAAAAACGACGCGGAGACGCUGCGUAGACCGCUGGCCCUCAAUCUGUUUGACUUGAAGGGCCCCUAAUACAGCUGAGGUCAACACUUUAGAAUCUGCAAAAUGUUAAUAAUUUUACCAGAAUAAGAGGAAUCAUACAAAAUGCAUGUUAUUGCUUAUUUAGUUUUGACCUGAAUAAGAUACUUCACAUAAAAGAUGUUUACAUACAGUCCACAAGAGACAAUAAUAGUUGAAUGUAUAAAAAUGACCCUGUUCAAAAGUUUACAUACCCUUGAUUCUUAACACUGUGUUGUUUCUGAAUGAUCCACAGCUGUGUUUGUUUGUUUAGUUGUUCAUGAGUCCCUUGUUUGAACAACUACAGUUAAACUGCUACUGUUUUUCAGAAAAAUCCAUUCUUUGGUUUUCCAGCAUUUUUGUGUAUUUAAACCCUUUCCAACAAUGACUGUAUGAUUUUGAGAUCCAUCUUUUCACACUGAGGACAACUGAGGGACUCAUAUGCAACUAUUACAGAAGGUUCAAACACUCACUGAUGCUCCAGAAGGAGAAACCAUGCAUUAAGAGCUGGGGGGUGAAAACUUUUGGAAUUUUAAGUUUGGGGUAUGUUUAACUUAUUUUGUCUUCUGGGAAACAUAUAAGUAUCUUCUUAGAUUCUGAAGGGCAGUACUAAAUGAUGAAAAAAAAAAAAAAAAAAAAAAAAAAAAAAAAAAGAUAUUUAGGCAAAAUAAUAAGAUUGUACACAUCUUCAUUCUGUUCAAAAGUUUUCACCCCCUGGUUCUUAGUGCAUGUUUUUCCUUCUGGAGCAUCAGUGAGUGUUUGAACCUUCUGUAAUAGUUGCAUAUGAGUCUCUCAGUUGUCCUCAGUGUGAAAAGAUGGAUCUCAAAACCAUACAGUCAUUGUUGGAAAGGGUUUAAAUACACAAAAAUGCUGGAAAACCAAAGAAUGGAUUUUUCUGAAGAACAGCAGCCAGUUUAACUGUUCAGGAAAAACAAGGAACUCAUGAACAACUAUCACUAAACAAAAAAAAAUCACAGCUGUGGAUCAUUCAGGAACAACACAGUGUUAAGAAUUAAGCGUAUGUAAACUUUUGAAAGGGGUCAUUUUUAUAAAUUCAACUAUUAUUGUCUCUUGUGGACUAAGUGUAAACAUCUUAUGUGAAAUAUCUUAUUCAAGUCAGAACUAAAUAAGCAACAACAUGCAUUUUGUACGAUCCCUCUUAUUUUGGUAAAGUUAUUAACAUUUUGCAGAUUCUGAAAGGGAGAAAAACUUUUGACCUCAGCUGUAAAUUAACUGAACUAUAAUUACAAUAUUUUACUGAUAUAAGUAAAUUAACCACAAUUUUGUGAUUCCAGAAGUGCUAUAGUCUACAAUAAAAACAACAGUUACUGAGAGGAAAAAAUUAAAUAUGAUUUCAGUUCACAUUUCUCAUCAAUGGAUCCUCUGCAGUGAAUGGGUGCCGUCAGAAUGAGAGUCCAAACAGCUGAUGAAAACAUCACAAUAAUCCACACCACUCCAGUCCAUCAGUUAACAUCUUGAGAAGACAAAAGAUGUUUUUAACUAAAAUAACUAAAGUCCAUAAUCCAUAAUAACACUUUCUCCAGUGAAAAAGUGGUCUGGUCUGAAUCAGGAGAGAAAUCUGCACAGAUCAAGCACCGUUUACAAGCCAAAACAGCUCUAAACAAAUAUGGGGCUGGAUUUUGAUUUGAGGAGGAAGCAUUGUUAUAAAUUGUGACUAUUUGAGUUAAAAAUGUCUUGAUGGAUUUGUUUCGGCUUUUGUCUUCUCACGAUGUGAACUGAUGGACUGGAGUGGUGUGGAUUAUUGUGAUGUUUUCAUCAGCUGUUUGGACUCUCAUUCUGACGGCACCCAUUCACUGCAGAGGAUCCAUUGAUGAGACAGUGAUGGAAUGACACAUUUCUACAAAUCUGAUGAAGAAACAAACUCAUCUCACUUACAUUUUUGGUGAACCAUUCCUUUUAGAUUACUUUAUCAGUACUUUAAAAAAACGUGAUAAAGAAGCAUCACCAUUGCGAUCCAUGGAGAAGUUCUGGAUGAUGAAAAGUGUAUCAGAUCCUCCACAAUCCACUGCAAACGCACAAACAUACAGUUAGUCAAUCACAUCAGUUCAGCAGCUGAAAAUCAAGUCUUGAGCGAUAACUUCAUGCAACAUUCAGAAGUCAAACUUCAUGUUUACUUUAUGAGCUUUACAUUUCUGCAGUCCAUCUAAAUGCUAAUAUGAUCAUUGUAAGUUGUGAGCAGUGAUGUUAUUCUCGUGAUCAUGUUUUUCACUACAUUCUCUUAAGUUAAAGACUUUUUGAUACAGAAAUUGUACUUUACAACUUGAACAUACGUGGAAAUAAACAUGAACCAUUCUGAUGAA
Messenger RNA from Labeo rohita (rohu), 3189 nucleotides. RefSeq names its product methyltransferase like 21e (gene mettl21e). Gene Ontology annotation, molecular function: protein-lysine N-methyltransferase activity. The record is from RefSeq and is a predicted model, not a curated record. Gene Ontology annotation, cellular component: cytoplasm; cytosol. Gene Ontology annotation, biological process: peptidyl-lysine methylation. NCBI's taxonomy places the organism in Eukaryota, Metazoa, Chordata, Actinopteri, Cypriniformes, Cyprinidae. The transcript is spliced from 4 exons. Bases 139 to 843 code for a protein of 234 amino acids.